AUGCUAUUGGAUUUAUCUCAUCAGAAACCAAAUAAUAAUUAUAGUUUGCCUAACAAUUUGAUAUUAAGAUCAAAACCAAUUAACUUUUACAGUCGAAAUCUGGCCCUAAACCUACCCGUCCGUCAAAAGCUUGAAUUUGAUAAAUUUCAAAAUAUGACACUUAAAUCAAUUAGGACUGUUGAUGGUACAUUGUUCAACAAAACAUAUAAAACCAAAGAGGAAGAGGAAGAAAGGGUCGGUCUAUUCAAGGAAACGAUUGUAUCGAUUAAUAAACACAACGCCGACGACUGUUCCCAUUAUAUACAGGGUAUCAAUGAAAUGUCAGAUAUGGAAGACUGUGGUUCGUGUUGGUGUUUUGCAUCGGCCUCUGUAUUGGAAAGUCAUCUAAUGAAGGUUCAGAUUUCUGAGGAUAAGUUUGAUCCGUCAAAUCAAUUGAUAUUAAGUCAACAGAAUCUGCUCGACUGUACUCGUAGUUACGGAACGGAUGGUUGCAAUGGAGGUUCCAGUAGAGAUGUUUUUGAAUUUUUAAAAUCAGUUAAAGAAAUAAAUACUUACAGUACAUAUCCCUAUACUGGAAUACCGGGCGACUGCAAGUUUCAUCAAGAAAGUCCAAUCUUUGUCGAUAUUAAAGAAGUCAAUCAUAUAACUACCGGAGCCGACGAUGAAUUAGCGUAUGCUAUCUAUACGCACGGACCGGUCACUGUUAGCUUUCAUAUAACUCAUGGGUUUAAAGAUUACAAAUACGGUAUAUUUGAAGAUCCAUUAUGUGAUCCCAAUAGUGUGAGUCAUUAUCUGACUGCAGUCGGUUAUACGCCCGACUGUACGACUUCCUCUAUUCGAGAUAUUCGAAUAGUCGAAAAUAGCUCUACCAACCCAAUAGAUUAA
Molecule: messenger RNA, 885 nt
Organism: Oppia nitens
Lineage: Eukaryota; Metazoa; Arthropoda; Arachnida; Sarcoptiformes; Oppiidae
Exons: 8
Coding region: 1-885 (294 amino acids)
Cellular component (GO): lysosome
Molecular function (GO): cysteine-type endopeptidase activity
Source: RefSeq, a predicted model, not a curated record